AUGCCAGAACAAACCCUCGCCGGCAAGGUGGCCAUUAUCAGUGGCUCCUCGUCAGGAAUAGGCGCAGCUAUCGUGCGAGAGCUCUCAUCACGCGGUGCCAACACUGUCGUAAACUACCCUUUCUCCGAUCUACAAGCCGAGGCCGAUGCUGUAAUUUCAUCACUAGAGUCACCAUCAUCCGCGAUUGCCGUGGAAGCAGACAUGUCGCAAGUCGAUUCUGCGCAGAAAUUAGUCGACGCUGCGGUUGCGAAAUGGGGGCGUCUUGAUAUCAUCGUGAACUGUGUUGCAUUGGCCGUCAACAAGCCAUUGGAAGAACAGACGCUGGAAGACUGGGAUCUCCUGGUGAAUAUCAACGGCCGCGGCACAUUCCUCCUUACCAAGGCUGCACUGCCACAUCUCACGAAGGGAAGUGGGCGGAUCGUCAAUAUUGCGAGUAUCUCUGCUCGAGGUCCGCCACCGAAUCAGACCAUAUAUGCCGGGACGAAGGGGAUGGUUGACUCGUUCACAAAGUGCUGGGCGAAGGAGUUGCCUCCGAAAUACGGGUGCACGGUUAACGCCGUAAGCCCCGGUCCGACGCGGACGGAGGGGUUUGCUGCAGCUGGCGAUGAGCAAAUGAAAAUUCUCCAGCCGAUCAUCGACCAAACGCCUGUUGGGCCCCGUAUGGGACAACCGGACGAGAUCGCGUAUGCGGUUGGAUUUUUGUGUGAAGAAAGAGCUCGGUGGAUUAAUGGGGCACAUAUCAUUGCCUCUGGUGGGUUGUUUAUUGAUUAA
Molecule: messenger RNA, 771 nt
Organism: Penicillium manginii
Lineage: Eukaryota; Fungi; Ascomycota; Eurotiomycetes; Eurotiales; Aspergillaceae
Product: SDR family NAD(P)-dependent oxidoreductase
Exons: 2
Coding region: 1-771 (256 amino acids)
Source: RefSeq, a predicted model, not a curated record